AUGUUAUCAAUCCUCAAGCGUAUAUACCGACUACCUGAGCUACAACCAACACAAACAGAUUCGCUCAAACGCGCACUUGAAACUCUUGAAUUUAGCAAAGUAGCACAUGGCUUGGAUGUCCUCUAUUGCGAAUUAUUACUACUGAAGUUACAAAACCGUAUGCCAAGCCCAGAGAUUAUUCAAGAAUGCUAUUUUAAUCAACUUCUCGGCGACAUGGAUGCUUCUACAGAUGUUCCUACAGUUUGGUUUACAAGUGAACUUCUCCAAGUAUACCCCAGCGCCAAAGUUAUUCUGAACUGCCGUUAUAAUAUACAUGCUUGGGAAAAGAGCUUCCGCGAAUCGGUAUUAGUAAUAAUACAAAGUGACUUCGAAAAAAAUGCCGAGAAAUCAUAUCAGGACCACUACAAGGGUUUAAAGGCACCUCUCUGCAGCUUCCUUGACCUACCGGUGCCAGAUGCAGAAUUUCUGAGAGGUAACAUUGCCUCUGAAUUUAUCUCCAAAUUGAUGACUGUGGAUGAAGGACAGAUAUAA
Molecule: messenger RNA, 531 nt
Organism: Aspergillus eucalypticola CBS 122712
Lineage: Eukaryota; Fungi; Ascomycota; Eurotiomycetes; Eurotiales; Aspergillaceae
Product: sulfotransferase family protein
Exons: 5
Coding region: 1-531 (176 amino acids)
Source: RefSeq, a predicted model, not a curated record